This is a messenger RNA of Purpureocillium lilacinum, 903 nucleotides long. The record is from RefSeq and is a predicted model, not a curated record. Lineage: Eukaryota; Fungi; Ascomycota; Sordariomycetes; Hypocreales; Ophiocordycipitaceae.
AUGAGGCAACGGGAGUUUGCACCGACGAGCGACUGUGGGGCAGUCUUGGUACAGAGAGUACAAAAUGGUGGGCUUUGUCCCUUCUCUGCUCUGUCUGGCAGACAGCACUCUUUCCACGAAUCUGAGGCUGGGAGCACUCAGCACGGUCAAGAGAAACGAAUAAGUUUCUUGAUUUCCUUUUUUGCAAGCAGCAAACAUGGGUACGACCCUCCUCCGAUGUUGAAGGAGCCAUACCGGAAAUGGGUGGACGGUCGACUGCAUAUCCAAGGAUAUCCACCUUGGGUGCCGCCCGAUAUCAUGCGGGAGCAGUUGUUGAACCUGCUCGACCAGUGUGACGCAGGCAAGCUUCCGGAGGACGAAGCUAUUGGCAACCUAGUGUUGCUCGUGGAACGAACUGGCUUUUGCCGCUGGGGCUAUGCCCUACCCUCGGCUGCGACGUACAGGAAACCGCGAAACGGUUGGUCCAGGGGACACGUUGCUAUCAUGGAUGUCCUUCUGGGACACGAGUCACAGUGGUGUCUGGAGAACACCGUGGAUGCACGGGGGCGUUAUGUGCCCUGGGAAGAGCGCAUGGUCAUUGACCCUGAGUUUGUUUUGAGUUCAUUCGACCGUGGGGAGAAGUCAUUGAGGACAACAUUGGAGGAAGCAGAGUUUGUGCCUUUGAAGGCGGGCGACUGGCGCAACCGCUGGCAAGUGUCAGCGUGGCGUUUGAACAUGGCCACCUGGUGGGUGGAGACGAAGCGCAUUCUUGAGAAGAGAGCCUUCAUGGGUACGUUGUCGGACAACUGUCGUGGUUUUGUCGAGAAGCAGGACUCGAAGCGGUUGUGGACUCCGCCCUAUCCCUGCACAGGGCUCACACAAGAGACGGGUUUGCCGGUUGUAGAGUUCCCGGCUACCAAUUGA